AUGAAACAGAUGUUGAAAGAUUUUUCAAAUCUGUUGUUAGUAGUUCUCUGUGACUAUGUUCUCGGCGAAGUGGAGUAUCUCCUGUUGGAGCACCCGGAUCAUGUAGCCUUCAGCAAUGACACAGUGUCAGUGGAAUAUCAGUACUACAGUGGUGGUAAUGUGACAGCAGAGCCUGUAUCCAUCCUUUUACUGGAUGCCAGCACCAGUGAGAUAAUUGCAAGAAAACUGCUUCCAGCAAAUCAGUCCCAGGGGACAGUGGUGUUUGAGUGUUUCCAUUUCAAGAGUGCUGGUGAUUUCUUGUUCAGAAUGGUCUCUCCCAGUGACAACAGUAGUGCUGCCCAAUGGAGCAGAAGCAGCAUGUCCACCCUCCAUGUGGAAUGGCCUGUAUUUCACAUUGAUUUGAACAGGAGUUCAGAGGUGCUUGGGACCUCCCUUCAGGUUGGACUUUUUACAAAUGAGCAGUUAUGUGCCAUGAACAAGACUUUGAUUUCACUGGAUGUGAUAUUCACCAGCACCCUUUAUGAAUUCAGAAGAGUAAGCUCUGAUGAGACUCUAGGCAUUAGAACUAGCAAAGGAAUCCCCCUGUCUAGGUCCCAGUGGGUAGAGUUUGACUGCCCACCCAUUGGUCAAGAAAUAUACAUCACUGUAUUACUGAAAUCGUUAGAAACACAUUCCAUCAUUGCCUCCAUAGGACCUGUAGAUCUGCUUCACAAAUUUGGAUACAGACUGGUUGUGGCAGCAGAACCUACAUGCAAAACUUUGGUUCAGGUCUUUGUAAUCUCUCCACCAUGCACUUCUAUCAGUGGAAAAAUUGUUGCUUAUAAAGAGGCUCUCAAGCAUCCGAGUCAAAGAACAGCUUGGCUGUAUGAAAACAUCCUUCACCCAGGGGACAACAGGACAGAAUUUAACUGCACUUUGUUUGAUGUGGGGAAGAAUAAAUACUGCUUUGACCUCCUCAGUUUCUCAAACCGAAGCUACUUUCCAGCAAGAGUUAAGGAGUGUGUGCUGAUCCAAAGGAAUAUGGAAACGUGGAGCCGGUGGCAGCCCUGGAGCCCGUGCAGUGUCACCUGUGGGGACGGCAUCCGGGAGCGCUUCCGAGAGUGCCUCACCUCCUCGCCGGCAAAACCAGGCUGUGCUGGAUCACCGAGGGAGACUUCCCUGUGCUCGCUGGAGGAGUGUGUGUCUGUCCAGCCUCCCACCCCACCUUCUGUUCAGCCAGGAGAGGACCAGAAAGCAAAUAAUAUAGUUACCAUCACAGGUAUCUCGCUGUGCUUGUUCAUUAUCUUUGCCACUGUUCUUAUCACCCUCUGGAGGAAGCUGUGCAGAGCUCAGAAAUGCAGCACUGCUGUCCGACGAAACUCUGUCCAUUCCCCUGGCUUCCGGAAAAACUCUGAUGAGGAGAACAUCUGCCAAGGCAACAAGCAACGGGACAGCUUUGCUGAAGGAGGGAAUGCCCCUGUUAACAUUCCUCUAACCUACAGGCGAAGCCUCCAAUUUGCCCAAGAAGAUGAUGCCUCUGGGAGUGAAAACUUUCAGCCAAAUGCCCAAAAAAUAAUCCCUCCGAUUUUCAGCUAUCGCCUGGCCCAACAACAGCUGAAAGAGAUGAAGAAGAAAGGCCUGACGGAAACCACUAAGGUGUACCAUGUCUCUCAGAAUCCUCUCACGGACACGGUUCUUGGUGCCACCACAAUGCUUCCCCUGAGUGGGGAAAACCAAGAGGAGGCAGACGGAAACAAAUUUCGGAUCAAGUCUCCAUUUCUGGACCAGCCAGCCAGUCAGCCCAAGUUCCUGGGAGAAGGCUGUCACCCUAGGCUGGAUCUUCCAUUCUCACAGGCCAAUACUGCAAUGAGCCCUACCCAAACCUUGGUAAGAAGAGGUCAUUUCAAGCACCAGGAUAACAGAGUGGACUUGCCUGAGAGGGGCUGUCACAGAAACUCGCAGUUCAGAAGAACAGCCAGUUUCCAUGAAACUAAGAAGGCCAGGCCUUUCAGAGAGAGAAGCAUGUCCACUCUCACACCCCGACAGACUCCCCUCUAUAACUCCAGGACCAGGACAUGGGACCACGGUCUGGAGGACAGGACACGGCCAAAAUCACGAAACACUAAUCCAGCUUGUGAAAAGCUGGAUCAGCCCCACAGCACUGUGGUGGGGUGUGAACCACAGGGCCAUGGUGCAAAGCUGCACCACAGGGCGGGUCCCCCGGUGAGGAAGCUGGACCUGGUCACAGACCACCAGCCUGCUGGUCAGGAGAGGGCAGCUGAGAAGCCUGAGCCCAGCCGAAGUAAGAGGGGCCCUUCACCUAACCCCAAAGGUGUGUGGCAGAAAGAAACAGGCUCAAAUGGCAAAGAUAUUUCCCAGAGAGGCCAAAGUGUCAGCCCUGCCCAGUAUAGAAGGGACAAGUGUCAGAGCUUCCCCUUGGACCCUGAGUUUGCCUUUUAUGACAAUUCUACUUUUGGCUUAACGGAGGCAGAGCAGCAGAUGAUUGACCUCCCUGGGUAUUUUGGCUCAAAUGAAGAAGAUGAAACAAGUACUCUGAGCAUUGAGAAGCUGGUGAUCUGA
Molecule: messenger RNA, 2559 nt
Organism: Cinclus cinclus
Lineage: Eukaryota; Metazoa; Chordata; Aves; Passeriformes; Cinclidae
Gene: THSD1
Product: thrombospondin type 1 domain containing 1
Exons: 4
Coding region: 1-2559 (852 amino acids)
Cellular component (GO): cell surface; cell periphery
Source: RefSeq, a predicted model, not a curated record